Messenger RNA from Centruroides sculpturatus (bark scorpion), 3051 nucleotides. Its product is annotated as synaptogenesis protein syg-2-like. The record is from RefSeq and is a predicted model, not a curated record. NCBI's taxonomy places the organism in Eukaryota, Metazoa, Arthropoda, Arachnida, Scorpiones, Buthidae. The transcript is spliced from 9 exons. Bases 380 to 1567 code for a protein of 395 amino acids.
UAGCAUGACUCUAUUGCGUGAAUAACUGAACACUGCAAUAAUAGUAGGUACAGGAAAUUGCCCAAUUAUGUUUCCAAUAUACAAUAUCUGUUUCAGUGAGAUAAAAAAAUGUAUACACUUUGAUUAAAUAUGACAUAAUUACAUAAAAUUUAAGGAGAUUAUUCAUAGACGUGCUUAAUUAAACGUCUGUAAUAAGUCCUCUUAGUAGUAGAGACGUCCGCCAGGGGUGGGAGUGUCGCUCGCCGCAACAACAGACAGCAUCUGCUGCUGCCUGCUAAAGGGAAACCAGUCUGGAACAAUCGUAGAGAGAAGUCGAUACGCUGGAAAGCAAGUACCAUUUAAAAAUUAUACAGUAGAUGAAGGAUUUUAUACUCGAAACAUGAAUAAAUCAUACAGUUUAUCGUCUUUGAUAAUAUUUGUUAUAGCUAGUGCAGGUGUCCACUGUUUGAAGUUAAUUAAUUUUUCUGUUCCUGCUUGGGUGAGGAAAGGCGAAGGAGUCUGGUUAAACUGUUCUGUAGAUUCUCAGGAGGGUUUAUAUUCAACUAAAUGGUACAAAAAUGAUGUAGAAGUUUACCGUUAUGUACCGAAAGAUACCAUCGAAGAUCAGAUAUAUGAUGCUUCAGGAGUAUAUAUUGAUUUAGCCGUUUCUGCUAAAGGUCAAGUUUAUCUAAAUUAUACAAAUCUGGAUACAGAAGGGUCCUAUCGUUGCGAAGCGUCAGGAGAUACCCCUUAUUUUGUAACAGUGGGUGAAGUUAAAGUUAUGAAAAUAUACGAGCUUCCUGAAAGUGACCCAACAAUUUAUGGCUUAUUACCUAGUUACGAUAUAGGAGAUGAGAUUAAUGCUACAUGCGUGGCUGGACCAUCUAAACCCGCUGCAAAAUUAACAUGGUUAAUUGAUGAUGAGAAGUUAUCAUCGGAUUAUGAAGAAUCCGUUAAUGUUACGAAGAACGAAGAUGGAUUAGAAGUUUCAUCUUCAAAAUUGAGCUUUAUAUUAUCUGAAAAUUUUAUGGGCAGAGAUGAGAUAAGUAUAAAAUGCGUAGCAACAAUAUCACUAUAUGAAUCAGUCAGCAGCGAGGAACUUAUCAUGAAUGAUAAGAACAACACAUUAAAGUCACCAUCCACAGAUGGUACAGAAAAACCGAUAAUAACAGAAGGUCAGCCGGUUUAUCGAAAGGGAGAUUUAGUAAAUGUAAACUGUACGUCACCCAAAUCGUAUCCACCACCCGAAAUUGAAUGGUAUAUUAAUGAUGAAAAAGCUUCUCCCGAAUACAUUGUACUAUAUCCAGUUGAAAAAACGAAUGAAUCUCAAUCGACUGUGGUCGGUUUAAGGUUUAAUAUGGAAUCGACUCACUUCGAUUCAAAACUAAAAUGCACUUCUAUUAUAUUCCAAGUUAUCGACGUCAGAAGUGAUGUAAAAGUUGUGGAGAAUAAUCGAAAAAAUGAACUCCAAAUGGAAGAAAACAGAGGAGCUGACAGUGUUAGAGCCGAAGAUGUUCGUGGUUUGGCCAAUCAUAUCAUGCCCAGAAUAGAAGUGUUAUUAUUAUUACUGCUGCUACCUUUUCUAUGAUGGAAUCGAUUGUCAAACUAGUCAGGUGAUAAACUAUCAAACUGCACUUGUCAGUCAGUCCACUCCCAAGUUCAGUUGACAAAAGCUUGUCUACUUAAACAACUGAAUGCAGUGUUUUAUCGUAAUUUGAUUCGAAAGGUACUUUGUUUCAGGUGCUUAAUUUGUCCGUGUUUUAUCAACAGGCACUCGCUGAAGUUUUGUUAUUUUUAUUUUUUUGUUAAAUUUACAGUCAAAUAUUUUUCAAUCUGUUUAAAUUUAAACUCUCUUCAUCAUUAUAACAGUAACUACAUCUAAAACUGUGACUUGAAAUUUUAAAUAUCAUAGAAUGGAAGAAAGAAAAAAGUUCUGACAUAUAAUAGAAAUAUAUAUAAUCGAGUGAGCAGCUAGUCUACGUAAAUUUGACUAAAAAAAAAAGAAAAUUUUUUUAAUUUAUGAAACUGCCCAGAAUAUUUGAAUAUGAUAAAAAAAAAAGUAAAUAAAUAUAUUUGUCGAAACGACGAUUGGUAGUUCCAAAAAACUACAAGUGUAUUUUGUAUUAUUCUACAAUGUAUAUUCGUGUGACAAAGGUGCUGCUGGCUUAGGCGUAAAUGUAACUUAUGAUGUCACUUCCAGAAGGUUCUAGGAAGUUUCUCGAACUAACAUUUUUCAAAGUGUAGUAUAAAAAAAUCAGUAAUUAGAAAUGGCAUUUGUAUUUUUUCGCCCUUUUUUCCACUAAAAACAAUUACGUCUACGUGAAGUCUAUAUAAGUAUACAUAUAUAAGAAAAAAUACAUAUAUAUUUCCAUCUCUGAUUAAAAUAAAAAUUACCCCCCUCGUAUAGUCAUUUUGAUAUUAAAAAUAUUUUUUCUUCUUCGUACAGUAGUCUAAAAUAUUAUUUUUCUAUUAAAAAAUAAAAAUUAAUAAAGUUUAAACAAUUAACAUAAUUAUUCUCAGCUGUAGAUAUUUAUUCUUAAGCUACAGUAUCUCUCCUGGAAACAUUUUAUCGCCAACUAAGAACAAAUUUGCAGUUUUUUUUCAUUUUAAUUGUCAUUAAAGUGAUAGUUUUAACAGUUUAAUUAAAUUAAUAAAUAUUCUGGCAUUAUUCACAGAAUUCCCAUAAAUUAAAAUUAACAUCAUUCUCUGAACUAAUAUUAAUAUCAUAGUUUGAAUUUAAUUAGCUGUAUUAAAAUCAGAUGUUGACAAUUUAUCAUAUCGAAUUUUAAUCAUUAAAAUAAUUGAUAGGAAUUUAUAAAAAUAAAGUAAUUACGAUUCUACUAAACAGGAAACGUCACUAUAAGUCGAACAGUUGCAUUCCAUAUUUGUUAAAUGGUUCAGUUGACAUUCCUUUGUAUGCACCUUUAUUUUUUUAAUUAAUAAAAACUGUGAUAAAUAUCUCACAGUUAAAUUAUGUGAUGAUUAUUAUAUAUAUAUAUAUUUAAUGUAGUUUAAUUAUUGUAUAUAGCAGAAGUAUAUAAAUUGUGCCGUUGUAUUCGUACGAAUGACAUA